AUGGAGUUCAACUUUUCUCCAUUUAUGCUACAAGGAACCAAAUGCCAUUUUGAAUAUGAGCAGUCAUCUACCAUUUCUGAUGCUGGGUACUAUAGUGCCUGUGGCAGUCUUUCUCCAAGUACCUCCAUUGACUCUGGAUGCUUUUCUCCUCCUGUGGGCUGGCGGGGAACUGGAAGACAGCCAGAGGUGGCAGGAAAAACUGACAUUGACAGCCAACCUGCCAAGAAACCCAGAAUAGUUCUGCCUGCUGAAGAAAAGAGGCGUUCCAGAUCCAAAAACCCUGGAAUGAAGCGCCAGACGGCCAGCGAUAGAGAGAAGCUCAGGAUGAGGGACCUGACCAAAGCUCUCCAUAAUCUCCAAACCUAUUUGCCUCCUUCUGUAGCACCUCCUGGACAAACCCUGACCAAGAUCGAGACCCUUCGACUCACCAUUAGCUACAUCUCCUAUCUGUCAGCUCAGCUUGGGCACAAUGAGGAGCUCUACAACCAUGAAACAACUACAAAUUGCUGUAACUCACAAGAUCAAUCAGAAAGGCUUCAAAGUGGGACUUUACCAGGAACCUGGUGUCUGGAUGGGCCACAAGGACUUUUGCAGGAUGGUGCCCAGUGCUGUCCAACAUUCACUGCCUUCACAGAUUCAGUACAGCAAACGGAAAUAAACUUUCCAUCUACCUCAUACUCCAGAGAUGCACAGUCCUUUAUGUUUAAUAUUGGAUAG
Messenger RNA from Myxocyprinus asiaticus (Chinese sucker), 717 nucleotides. Its product is annotated as mesoderm posterior protein 2-like. The record is from RefSeq and is a predicted model, not a curated record. Gene Ontology annotation, molecular function: DNA-binding transcription factor activity, RNA polymerase II-specific; protein dimerization activity; RNA polymerase II cis-regulatory region sequence-specific DNA binding. The transcript has 2 exons. NCBI's taxonomy places the organism in Eukaryota, Metazoa, Chordata, Actinopteri, Cypriniformes, Catostomidae. Gene Ontology annotation, cellular component: nucleus. Bases 1 to 717 code for a protein of 238 amino acids. Gene Ontology annotation, biological process: regulation of transcription by RNA polymerase II; mesoderm formation; somite rostral/caudal axis specification.